Messenger RNA from Heterocephalus glaber (naked mole-rat), 1593 nucleotides. RefSeq names its product ubiquitin like modifier activating enzyme 5 (gene Uba5). Gene Ontology annotation, cellular component: cytosol; cytoplasm. Gene Ontology annotation, biological process: protein ufmylation. Gene Ontology annotation, molecular function: UFM1 activating enzyme activity. NCBI's taxonomy places the organism in Eukaryota, Metazoa, Chordata, Mammalia, Rodentia, Bathyergidae. The record is from RefSeq and is a predicted model, not a curated record.
AAUGCCCGUUUUAGCAGAUCUAGCAAGGAAGAAAGCCAAGAGAACCGAGUUUUUGCCGGGGGAGGGAAGAAGGCGACGCACCGGAAGUGGGACCUUGGGAGGCCGGCGGGUGUGAGGGAGACGUGUCUGUCUGCGAGGCCGUGGGGCCGCUUCCUUAGCUGUUGGGGCUUGGAAGGCCGGGGCCGAGACCUCCUGUGUCCUCUCCUGGGCCCAGCCGAGCAGCGUGGGGCGGCGGCGGCGGCGGCCUGGGCUGGGAGCGGUGGCCUGCGGGGUCCCAGCCAUGGCUGAGUCUGUGGGGCGGCUGCAGCAGCGGGUGCAGGAGCUGGAGAGGGAACUCGCCCAGGAGAGGAGUCGGCGGGUCCCGGGAGACGGCGACGUAGGGGGUGGCCGGGUCCGCAUCGAGAAGAUGAGCGCCGAGGUGGUGGAUUCCAAUCCCUACAGCCGCCUGAUGGCAUUGAAACGAAUGGGAAUUGUAAGCGACUAUGAGAAAAUCCGUACCUUUGCUGUAGCAGUAGUAGGUGUUGGUGGAGUUGGUAGUGUGACUGCUGAAAUGCUGACAAGAUGUGGCAUUGGUAAGUUGCUGCUCUUUGACUAUGACAAGGUGGAACUGGCCAAUAUGAAUAGACUUUUCUUCCAACCUCAUCAAGCAGGAUUGAGUAAAGUGCAAGCAGCAGAACAUACUCUGAGGAACAUUAAUCCUGAUGUUCUUUUUGAAGUACACAACUAUAAUAUAACCACAGUAGAAAACUUUCAACAUUUUAUGGAUAGAAUAAGUAAUGGUGGGCUAGAAGAAGGAAAGCCCAUCGAUCUAGUUCUUAGCUGUGUGGACAAUUUUGAAGCUCGAAUGGCAAUAAAUACAGCUUGUAAUGAACUUGGGCAAACAUGGAUGGAAUCUGGGGUCAGUGAAAAUGCGGUUUCAGGGCAUAUCCAGCUCAUUAUUCCUGGAGAAUCUGCUUGUUUUGCGUGUGCGCCACCACUUGUGGUUGCUGCAAAUAUUGAUGAAAAGACUCUGAAACGAGAAGGUGUUUGUGCAGCCAGUCUUCCAACCACUAUGGGAGUUGUUGCAGGAAUCUUGGUACAAAAUGUGUUAAAGUUCCUGUUAAAUUUUGGGACUGUUAGUUUUUACCUUGGGUACAAUGCAAUGCAGGAUUUUUUUCCUACUAUGUCCAUGAAGCCAAAUCCCCAGUGUGAUGACAGAAACUGCAGGAAACAGCAAGAAGAAUAUAAGAAAAAGGUGGUGGCACUGCCUAAACAGGAGGCUGUUCAAGAGGAGGACAAGAUAAUACAUGAGGAUAAUGAGUGGGGUAUUGAGCUGGUAUCUGAGGUUUCAGAAGAAGAGCUGAAAAAUUCUUCAGGUCCAGUUCCUGAGUUACCUGAAGGAAUUACAGUGGCAUAUACAAUUCCAAAAAAGCAAGAAGACUCUGUACCUCAAGUUACAGUGGAAGAUUCUGGUGAAAGCUUGGAAGACCUCAUGGCCAAGAUGAAGAAUAUGUAGAUAAUGGAUUGGCAUAUAUUUUAUUUUCUUGUGUUUAAUCCCAUUAUUGAACUUUUAAAAAGUUCAAAACUAAUAAAAUUUAGGGCAACAUUACUUGA